Medicago truncatula (barrel medic) is the source of this 1481-nucleotide messenger RNA. RefSeq names its product glycosyltransferase BC10. Bases 106 to 1236 code for a protein of 376 amino acids. Gene Ontology annotation, cellular component: membrane. The transcript is spliced from 3 exons. Lineage: Eukaryota; Viridiplantae; Streptophyta; Magnoliopsida; Fabales; Fabaceae. Gene Ontology annotation, molecular function: glycosyltransferase activity. The record is from RefSeq and is a predicted model, not a curated record.
GAUACAUUUGUGUGUUUUUUUUUUCUUUCCUUCUAACACAACAACACUCAAUACGAGGUGGAGUGUCAAAGAGUACCAGCAAGGACAAGCACGAAAAAAUCCAAGAUGCAAUCGAGGGCUUUGGCAUCUGAAGAAGGAAAAUCAAAAGGGUUAUCACUAAGAUCACUGCGUUUACUUGUUGUUUUCCUUGCACUAUGUGUUGUGUUUUCUGUCAUAAGUGUAUACACAAUUAAGCAUUUUGGAAUUCAGAGUGUGGUUACUACAAUGAGUUCAAGUUUUCAACCAUGUAUUGAAGAACAAGCUGGUUUGGAACAAUGGAUUAAACCUCCUUCAAAUCUGAUCCAUAAUAUGAGUGACAAAGAACUUCUUUGGAGAGCUUCUUUGGUUCCUAAGAUUAAGAAUUACCCUUUUGAAAGAGUUCCUAAGAUUGCUUUUAUGUUUCUUACUAAAGGACCAUUGCCUCUUGCACCAGUUUGGGAGAGGUUUUUGAAAGGGCAUGAGAGUCGUUAUAGUGUGUAUGUUCAUCCAACUCCUUCAUAUCAAGCUCAUUUUCCUCCUUCAUCUGUUUUUUAUAAGAGGCAAAUCCCUAGUCAGAUUGCUGAGUGGGGAAGGAUGAGCAUGUGUGACGCCGAAAGAAGACUACUUGCUAAUGCAUUACUUGACAUCUCCAAUGAGCGGUUUAUUCUAUUGUCCGAAUCAUGCAUCCCUCUCUACAAAUUCAGUCUAGUCUACAACUAUUUAAUGAAAUCCAAAUUCAGCUUCGUCGGUGCAUUUGAUGAUCCUGGUCCAUACGGAAGAGGACGCUACAACCCAAACAUGGCCCCUCUAGUCGACGUUGCAAAAUGGCGUAAAGGCUCUCAAUGGUUCGAAGUAAGUCGUAAGCUUGCCAUCAACAUUGUGGAAGACACCGCAUUUUAUCCUAAGUUCGAACAAUACUGUAGACCGGCUUGUUACGUCGACGAGCACUAUUUUCCAACCAUGUUAACCAUUCAAGCGGGGAGUGCGUUGGCAAAUCGGAGCGUAACUUGGGUGGAUUGGUCUAGAGGUGGAGCCCACCCAGCUACAUUUGGAAGAACAGAUAUUACAAAUGAAUUUUUUGAUAGAGUUCGUGGAGGUCAAAAAUGCCUGUAUAACAAUAGAAACUCUACGCUUUGUUCUCUUUUUGCAAGAAAAUUUGCUCCUAGUGCUUUGGAACCUUUGUUAGAUAUGGUGAAUUCAAAAGUCUUAGACUUCUGAUAUAUUUAUAUUUUCUAUUGAUUACUGCAUAUGAAAAUAUAAAUGUAGAACAAAAGUCUUUAGAAAAACUAGAAAUUUUAUUAUAUGGCAUGGCAUGGUGAUUGCCUCAUUGGAUGGUGAAUGCUAGAUGAUGGUAGUGAUGACCUCAAUUUUCACAACUUUUGAGUCAUUUUUGAAUGUACAGAUGAGCUUAUUGGAUCAUACAUUUGUUUCAUAUUAAUUGUUUGGAUCUUUAUUUUUUUUAA